GUCUAAACAACUUGACACCGCUGCUAUCAGAGUAGUGUGUUCCUGGAAAGUGUGUGCAGCUUUAUUUAAUUUGGGGCACAUUUUUUUGUAGUGAUAUAGGGAUGAGUUAGAGAACAUGGGUUGUUGAAAGAGAUGCAGGGUGGGAAGAAUUCUUAACUGGACGUUUUUCUCUUCCGUCCGGAUGUUAUGGAGCAGCCACCUGGGAGCUUAGAUGAUCUACAGCCUCAAGACCUUUCCUGGCACCCAAACCCCGCCACCGGCAACCCCGGAUUGCCCUUCUCAGAGACCGACUCCUCGGACACCACUCUCCUAUCAGGGGAACAACUCCAACCAGACAAUGCCUUCUCACACACUACAGUCACACUCUCAUACAUGAGUAGGUCCCAUGUGUUCUCCUCUCACAACUCCCUGCCUCUGCAUUCAGCUCUGUAUGAUGUGCAGCCCAUUAGCAAGUUGUCCUUCCACCCUCCUGACACGAAUGAGAAGCUUGGGGAUACUGGCUAUGCACUAAACCAGCAUUAUUUGGAGCAGGUUGACGGGCCUGUGGACCUUGCCACUCAGACAGAACUUUUUCAGUCAUUGUCUCAGGCACAUGUGGGACCAGCGAACAAUAGGGGCAUGCAGGAGUUCAAUGGUGGAGUCAUUUCAAGCAACUGGGACAAGGAUAAUCAUGUAAAAGGUGAAACGGAAAACAGCCUUUCUUUGGAAAUGAGUCAGGGUUUUCAGAAUGGAAAGGGAGAUAGCUGUUUGAGUUCAGGAGUUUGUGCCGAUUCACCGGAGACACUCACCCCUGCCACAGUGGAGGAUGAGGAGAGGAGCGACUCUGAGGUGCUCUUUCUAAUGUCUAAGAAACAGGACCCAGCUGUGAGAGCUAAACUGUGUUCACUAAGCCGAGAGUACAUGAGUCCUCUGGAGGACCCCGUCUCCCCGGCUGCUACCUCACUGGACAAUGUGGAGGAUGUGUUCACUCUGCCUCAGGCCUCCAGCUCACCCAGCGGCGAUAACUCUUGUCCAGACACGGCUGAAGAGGCAGCGUGGGAUGGAUUGAGGACAGAGGGGGCCAUUCAGGAAGGCUUUGGCAUCAGCAAUAGUACCACAAAGUUAGAUUCAAGUGCUGAAAAUAGGCAGCCUGUGCACAAACGAAAGGCAGUGCUGGAGCCUCUGAUUGACUUGACAGAUGAUGUUUGUGUGUCAGAUGUUUCUGAAAACAAGAUUGCUAUUCCUCACAUGAACGGUAAUGCCAAGGCAUCACAGAGAACUUUAAAAGGAAAGAAACUGCCAGUGCGGUCGGGCAGAGGGACGCGGUUAGAGGCUAUAGUAAUGGACAUAAACCCCAUCAGGUUUAAAGUGUCAGGAUGCCCCAAUAAGAAAGCAAAAGCUUUCCAAUCGACAGUUAGUGAUUCUGAGGGAACCAGUUCUCAGCAAAACGACAUCUUACCAGUAGGGAAAAGGAAAAGCAGAACUAAGGCGCCUGUCUCAGUGAAAACGGUGAAACCAAAAGCAAUGAAACGAGGUAAAACUAAUAACAAGAACACUGACAAUUGCAAUGAAUCUACCUCUGAUUCUGAAAUCAAUAAUUCUACAAAUUCUAAUGGCAGCCCACCUCCAAGACGCUCUCGGUUAGCUGUGCAAAAGAAGUUAAAGGAGCCAGAGGAUGUUUCACACAUGGCACACUCGCCACAGACUAGCCAAAUGAAUGCAAAGAGGAAACCGUCAUCACAAUCCAGUCCUCUGCUCAGAAACUCAAUGGAGCCAGAGAAUGCCUCUCACUCUGCCCCCUCAGUGGAAAGAUCUUCCCCUGCACUGUCAUCAAAAUCUCCAAAGAAAAGCCAAGGCAAAGGCAAGGCUACAGGUAGCAAAGCAUCUGCCAAGCCUAAGGGGGCCCGCACUCCCAGGAGGAAGCAAAAGAAGCAGACAUGGAUCCAGUCGACUUCCAUUUUCUCCCCCAAAGAGCCAGAGAUCAAGUUGAAGUAUGUCAACUACAAGGAGGAGAAAAGGCCCUUUAGGGUGGACAAUUUCUCUCCGUUUAUCCGUGUGGAGACUAAGUCCUUGCCGUCACUGCACACCGUAAUCAACUACCCCGAGGAGGUGGAGAGGCAACACAAGAAGGGCCCCCAGCAGCCGGCCCAGAACUCUGUUUACGUCUCUGCUGUCAUACCAAGCACUUCCUGUCUGCAGCUGGGCCGGGCCUCCCUGCAGAGCCAGCACCAGCGCACUUUGGUCUGCUGCCUGUGCGGGGGGGCGGCCAACGCCAUGGACCUGGGCGACCUUCACGGGCCUUAUUAUCCCGAAGGGUACCGGCCCAGCACCAAAACAGCCAGCGCGUCAGACCUUAAACAGGAAGCAGACAGCGAUUCAGACUCCUCAUCCUGUGACAUCAGAGGCAGGGGGGGGAAGCGGGCCGUUCCAUCCAAAUCACGGCCCCUCAGGCCAGGAGCCAAGUUGAAACAGAGGGGCCUCCUUGAGAGCCAGCGUUGGACAGCAGACGGCAACGGCAGCCCUGCAUCUAAGCGGGCCCGGGCAGAGGCUGGCUCUGCUGAUGUGGAGGACUGGUAUAGCCCCCCCAUGCUUCCUCUGGAGCCCUGUGAGUACUGGCUCCACGAAGACUGCGGCAUCUGGGCGGCAGGCGUGUUCCUCGUGAAGGGCAAAGUGUACGGGCUGGAGGAGGCAGUGAAGGUGGCGCAGGAGACGAUGUGUUCGGCCUGCAGUGAACCCGGAGCUACACUGGGCUGCUUCUUCAAAGGCUGCCCCAACAAAUACCACUACCGCUGCGCUCUGGAGUCAGCAGGUGGGGAACUCAUUGAGGAGAACCUUUCCAUGAAGUGUAAAAAGCACAAGAACAAGAGAUUAAAAGCCCCUCCAGGAAACCGAAGGGAUGACGGGUGACAGAGGGAGCAGAGACAUCACGAGGGUCACGGAGGUAACAGCUCCAGGGGAGAGCCCCACACUUCUCUUUCCCUGCCCACAUCAGCCAGCUCUGACUGGGGGAUUCCAAGGCGCUCCCAGGCCAGUGAAGAGAUAUAAUCCCUCCACCUAGUCCUAGGUCUACCCCUCGGUCUCUUCCCAGCUGGACGUGCCUGGAACACCUCCCUAGGGAGGCGCUCAGGUGGCAUCCUCACUAGGUGCCCGAACCACCUCAACUGGCUCCUUUCAACGCGAAGGAGCAGCAGUUCUACUCCGAGUCCCUCCCGGAUAACUUAACUUCUCACCUUAUGCCUAAGGGAGAUGCCAGCCACCCUGCAGAGAAAUCCCAUUUCGGCCGCUUGUAUCCGCGAUCUCGUUCUUUCAGUCAUGACCCAUCCUUCAUGAACAUAGGUGAGGGUAGGAACGAAGAUGGCCCGGUAGACAGAGAGCUUUGCCUUCUGGCUCAGCUCUCUUUUCGUCACAACGGUGCGGUAAAGCGACUGCAGUACCGCUCCCGCUGCUCCGAUUCUCCGGCCCAUCUCACGCUCCAUUGUUCCCUCACUCGAGAACAAGACCCCGAGAUACUUGAACUCCUUCACUUGGGGUAAGGCUUCAUUCCCAACCUGGAGUGGACAGUCCAUCGGUUUCCUGCUGAGAACCAUGGCCUCGGAUUUGGAGGUGCUGAUCUUCAUCCCAGCCGCUUCACUCUCGGCCACGAACCGAUCCAGUGAGUGCUGAAGGUCCCAGACCGUUGAAGCCAUUAGGACCACGUCAUCUGCAAAAAGCAGUGGUGCAAUCCUUAGCCCACCGAACUGCAGACCCCCUCCCCCACGACUACGCCUCGAAAUCCUGUCCAUGAAUAUCACAAACAGGAUUGGUGACAAAGUGCAGCCCUGGCGGAGGCCAACCCUCACCGGAAAUCGGUCCGACAUACUACCGAAAACCUGGACAAGCUUUGGGAGUACAGAGAUUGGAUGGCCCUGAGUAGAGACCCCCUCACCCCAUACUCCCGCAGCACCUCCCACAGUAACUCCCUGGGAACCCGGUCAUACGCCUUCUCCAAAUCCACAAAGCACAUGUAGACCGGAUGAGCGUACUCCCAGGCCCCCUCCAGGAUCCUUGCGAGAGUAAAAAGCUGGUCCGUCUUUCCACGACCAGGACGAAAACCACAUUAUUCCUCCUCAAUCUGAGGUUCGACAAUCUCGAUGAGUUCGAGGUCUUUACAAAUAAUACAUUGUGCGGUGCAACAGCUGGUUGGUGUUUUUGGGUAUAGGGUUUGAAAUCAACUAAAAGUGGGCGUGGAGUUUGUACUAGUUCAUAUGAGUCGCAGCGCUCACUUCCCUUAUCUUAAGUCAAUGUUUAUUAGUAAGAUGCCUGUUCUAUCAUUUGUGGUUAACACAAGCUAAAGACAUUUUCACAUUUUAUUCUAAAACUACAACAAGCCAAACAUUAGCUGCCUUUAGCUUAGCGGUGGUAAGUAUGUGAUUGUGAUGUAGGGCUUUGACUUUUGCCCAAAAAUCAUAUUCGAAGUUCGUUUGUUUAUUAAUAUUAAAGUUCGAAUGUAUUCGAAUAUUUAUUAAUAAUAUUUUGACCAUUAAAUGUCUUCAGUAAGACCAAUAUUAGUAUCACACUUCAGUUCGAUGUUCUGUCCACCAGAGAGCAGUGUAUCAGUCAAUGGCGGGUGUCCGUAAUAUGUACAACAUUAGUGUGGGUCCCACAUAUGACAGUUAACGCUCCAUCGGAAAUACACGAGUUUACAGGAACCUUUCGUGACGUGCACCUAGUCAGUCAAUGAUGCUUUCGGAAGAAAAACGCAGUCACUUGUUUUGGUUUUUUCAAUUGUAUUAUUAUCAGACUCUGGAUUAAACACAAACAGUUUUAUCCACUGUUCUCAUCAAAAAUAAAUAAAAAAAUAAGCCAGUCAGGCUAAGUAGGCUACUGAAAAGACAAAAUAAAUAAAGGUAGGCCCUAAUAGGCUAUUCAAAACAAGCACACCCUACCUUAUGGCCAGCCAUUACUGACAUUGUUAAGCGAUCUGACCGCAAUUACCAAAAAUAAAGGCACUUUGUGAAUGUAGAACACCUUGAGAACACGUCGAGAUACAGGGCAAUCAAACAUGUAGCCUAGGGCUAAAUUAGAACUCGUCGCCAUUAUGGGCUAUCUGGCUGCAGAAUUUUUUAAGUUGUUCGCCAAAAACACAAGGUGAUUCACAUUUUCUGGCUCAAGAGAAGAGCGUUGCUUUGUGACUAUGUUUCCCGCGGUGGAAAAUACUCGUUCCGCCCUCACGGAUGUCCCGCAUAUUGCCAGGUAGCUGCGUGCCAGUUUAGCGAGAUGGGGGUACUUGGGGCUUCUCUCCUUCCACCAGGACAGCGGGUUGCUGUCAGACGGGGGUGGGAGCUCACUGUCGUAGGCCAUCAUUUCUCUUAGGAGCACAUCUUCACUCGGUCUGGCUGUUAAAAAUCAAUUAGUUUUUGUUAAGGUGUUGUUUAGGCUACAUUUUAUACGAACUUUUUAUAUUUCCAAUGUAGGUAAGAGUUUGAGUUGUUAUGAAAGGCACUCGAUAAUUUAAACGUUUUGUAUAAUUUAUUAUUGAUAAUAACAUCAUUAUUACCUCCUGCUCCUGCCGAGUUUUGGCAGUACACAUCGCCAAAGAGGUCCCCCAUCGCGCUAAGUGCAUUCUUUUCCUUGCGCUGCUCCCUAGGGUCGCUAGUCGUGGCGUUCUCAUCUUGGCCAUCCUCUUCGCAUGUCUCCUCGCUGACCUCUGCAAGCUCCCUCUGAACCUUAUCUCGCACUGCCUGCCGCGACUCUUGUUCUAAAUGAACCAGUCGGUGAAAACGCGGGUCGAGGUAGCUGGCUGUGUUCAGUAGCAAGAAUGCAUGUUUGUCGGGGCCAUAUCGCGCCUUCAGAUCAGUUGACAUCAUGGUUUUCAUCUCCUUUACUCCUGCCGGGUCAUCGGUGGAGGGCUUCAGUUGGGUCAGAAGCACAUACUGCAGGGGGAGGACCGCUGAUGCUGUUGGGUAGUUUUCUGUUGACAGCGCCUGGGUGGCUACUUUGAAGGGCCUCAGCACGUCUUUCACCUGUGGGACAAACACACAAUUAAUAUUAACUUAUCCUAGCGCCACUAGUUAGAUAGCUAGCGCAGUUAGGUGUCGUUACAAAAAAAAAAAAACACACACAAACUUAGCUAACUUUAACUAGCCUUACGUGUUACUACGUUUGCAACAGUAAUAUUAACAACAUUAGGGACAUAAUAUUAUUAGACCUAACAAUAUAGCCAACGUCACUGACCUUCUCCAUUAGCGUCCACUCCACACUGGUGAGCUCCAGACGGCUGAGUUUCUUCUCCAUAAUCACUGCUGCAACCGGGGCUUGUUGAUCAGCUGCUCGACAGAUCAUAUCGUAUGUACUAUUCCAGCGGGUGGGGCAGUCGUUGAUGAGCUGGAUUGGUUUCAUACCAAGGAGCUUUUGCUUGGCCUCCAGGAGGUAGCUGUCUGUAGGGGAGUGCUUAAAAUGCUGAGCGGCAGCCUUGAGGCAACUGACUGAUGUUGCAACGGAACGCUGUGCAAGCCCUUUUCUCGCUGCCAGAUUAAUUGUAUGAGCCAUGCACGGGAUAUCAGUGAUCCCCAAGUGCCUCUCUACAGCAUUUACAUAGUUGUGUGCAUUGUCUGUAGUGAUGGCAAGCACAGACUCAAGCUCUAUGUGGUACUCUCGUAGAAUACUGCCGAUGCAUUCUGAGACAUUCGCUGCUGUGUGAGCAGUUUGAAGCUCAGACGUGUCCAGGACUACAUUUCUCAUCUCCCAGUCCUCGUCGAUGAAAUGGGCUGUUACCGUAACAUAUGACUCAGUAGCCAAAGAACUCCACCCGUCAGUUGUCAGUGCGAGGUUUUCACCCUGAAGCAUUUCCCUUAUGCCACCCUUGGUUGUGUCGUACAGCUUCGUUAUUUUAUUAUUCAUGGUCCUGUAGCAGGGGAUCUUGAACCUUGGCUCUAGCUCGUGGACGAAAGCUAGAAACCCGCUCCCAUAUAUUAAGUUAAUGGGCCUCAUAUCCUCACAAACAAACCGUGCCAGCAAAUCUGUCGCUUUGUUUUGACGGGCAUAGGGUAGGCCUCGUGGUGAUAGCAUGGAGUCGAUUCUGACCUGCCUCGUCCCCGAUCCCUCCCCCUCCUCCGCUUCCAGCUUGCCGGGAUGAAGUGUUGACAGGUGGGCUCUCAAAUUGCUGGUCGUCGUGUGGUAUACGAGUUUGGUCCUACAUAUUUUACAGAUUACUUUGUCCUUACUCAGGAUUUUCCCCUCUUUCGUCGGGAACCCAAAGAAGCGCCACACAUUACUUUUUAAAUGGUCAGGGGUGUGGAUUUCAACCUCCUCAUCAGGCGUAGUUGUCGUUGGCGCGGCCAUUGUUUUAGAAUAUUGUUUUAAAAUAAGCGCGAUUGCGCGAACCAGGAGGAUGCCAACGUCAUAGGUCUACAGGAGCCCAGAUGACCAAUAAUAGCCUUGAUAAUGAGCUCGCGGUUUUACUUCACCAGGCGUGAAAAAAACCUUGGAAUCUGAAUUGAAAACAACACUAAUAAAAAAUAAUUCCCAUAUAGGUUCGAAUAUUAAGGGCUCCCUAAAAUUCGUUCGAAUUUCUUUAUUUUUUUAAACAAUCGAAUUAUAUUCGAACAACGAAGUUCGAGGUCAAAGCCCUAUUGUGAUGUGAUUAGUUUAUAGCCUAGCGUUAGCUUUUUACAAAUGGAGAUUGCAUUAACGGUUCAAAAAUCACGAAAGGUUACUAGUUAUCGUACAAAACGUGACCGCCAUAAACGUUUGUUUGCAACAGACAAGAUUGUCUGCGAUACACUAGAAUUCAAUGGAAAGAUCCUAUUGCAUUUUGUUGACGAAGCCCUUGUGAUGCUAACUUCCUGGUCGGCCUGCAAACAUACGUCGAUGCUGCACCUCCUUCAAAACAUAAAACAUGUUCAGAUAAUUCUUCACUUUGAAAUAUUUCUUUUGUGUUUAUUCAUGCAGACAUUCACACGCACCAUCCUGCAGGGCCUCUCCUUCCUCUUCUGCUGGUAACCAUGGCAACAGUGGACCAGGAUAUCUUCUGACUGACAGCUAGCACCCGUAAACCUUAACUCCACCCUCUGCUCUUUGACUGUUGACCCCCGACACUGUGGCUGGAGACAGGAAGCCCUUGCAGACCGGGGAAACACACCCUUGACUAGAAUUUGUGUUCUCAAUCUUUAGUAAUUUAUAUGGAUUCUUUCUGUUCCUGGACUAAAUAUGGAUAACAAUCAAAGAUAUUUAAUUAGUUUAAAGUAUUUUUCCUGGAUUUUCUCGUCUAAGAGGUAUGAGUGUGUGAUUUUUAAGUUAUUGGUAAAGGAGAUGCUGCUCAAUCGAGAUAUGACACUCCUAGAACAAGGUACCUGAUUGGACGCUCUCAACACAACAGGGUUCCAUAUUAUUUAACGGGAGAGCUUUUUGGAUCAUAGCACAUGGUUUCCUUUCUAACACUUGCACUAAAUGUUGGGCCCAGAUGAAGUUAUCCAGGAGACCGAACAGUUUGUGUUUGAAUGUAUUCUCAUGGAGGGCUUAUUUAGCAGGAAGCACUUUGGAGUGACACUGGUCUUCUGCUACAGCUGCAUUAUUACCUUAGAUGACCCCCCUCCCCCACCCCUUAUAGUGUGAUAUUGCUUCAGGCUCUUUCAUGUGGCUCUUUGAGGGUUAAAGUUUCUUCCAGCCAUCAGGAUGAGACCUUGUGUUUUUUUUAUUUGGCUCAAAGCACUUUGGCCUCCCCCUUCAGGCAGGGAGAAUGUAAAUGUGUCCGUGUUGUGUUUAUUAACAGCUAUUAAAUCAGUUAAUGGAACUUCAGUAUGAAUUCUUGAGAGGUUCGUACAUGGAAGCAGGGUUAGAUUUGCUGCUGGAUUUCUUUCAGUAAAAGUCACCCGCUGUUUACUUUUUUUGUAUCAUGGGGAUUCAUCAGUUUGGUUUUAAGAUUGUUGCUUCACAGUAUUCAAAACAUUUAUGAUGUACCUCAAUGUCCUUCUGGGAUAAAAAGCCACAACUAUCUGUGUUGAAAAGGAUUGGUGCAGAUUCUUCAGCUGGUUUACAUCAUUCUUUAUUUUAAUCUGAAUGGCUGUGCUUGUGUAAAAAAUCUUGAUCCUCUUCUGCGAUUUAUUUCUUGACUUGGUCCUAAAGGGUGCAUUCCCACCAGAACCUCAAAAAGCCUUAUCUGGACAGGAAGUAGUGUUUUCCUAUUCUCACUAGUUUGUGGUGCAAUGACAAAUCAGCAGAUGUAAAUCACCUCUCCAAGGACAGGUUCAGGACUCAAGGCAGCUUACAUACACUUUUCUGCCGCAGACUUCUUUGUUAGUGAUCCCAGCACACGGUAGACCGGUUCCUAAUGAACCCUGGGAUUUGUUUAACCCAUGCACUGAGAUGAGUAUUAUCAGGUGCUGCGAGCCUGCCUCUUUAGAGAAACGUCUACAUGUGAUCAGUGUUGGUGUAUGUCUAUGUACUUCCGCAUAACGCCCAUAGGGGGCAUCAUUUUGCUGUCUAAGACAGUGAGCUCCUUUUUUAAAGCACGACGCACACCAAUCUCCUUAUUUUUGAACUGGUCUAUUUUAUUUGUGCCAUCCUUGUGAUUGUGUGUGUUCUUAUAGCGUUUUUUUCAAUUACAUGAAAUUGUUUGCAUUGUACCAAAUGGAAUAUGUUUUACAAAAUGUUUGGAUUUAAAAAUGGUUUUGUGCGUGUGUUAAUCUCAGGGCUGAAUCUCAGAUAUUCUAAUAAUAAUUUAAUCUUUUCUGUUUUCUGGGAUUGUUGUGUUGACUCCAAAAUGACUGGAGCAUUAAUACAUGUAGCAGGAUGUGGUCAUAUGUCCUGAUACACACUACUCAUCACAUUCCAGCGCCUCCUCUAUAUGUGUGUGUCUGUGCUGUGGUGAUUUUAGGUUCAACAUGGGACUAGGACUGCCAACUCAUGUCACUUUUCAUGCUUUUUAUUUUAUUUGAAUUUUUUGUACCAUCUUGCUCACCUCUUGGAGCAGAAGAAAUCAUGUAAUUGUCAAAAAUAAAUAUUUUGUUAACGUUG
This is a messenger RNA of Eleginops maclovinus (Patagonian blennie), 9972 nucleotides long. RefSeq names its product retinoic acid-induced protein 1. The record is from RefSeq and is a predicted model, not a curated record. Lineage: Eukaryota; Metazoa; Chordata; Actinopteri; Perciformes; Eleginopidae. Gene Ontology annotation, biological process: regulation of transcription by RNA polymerase II. The transcript has 6 exons. Gene Ontology annotation, cellular component: nucleus. Bases 187 to 2886 code for a protein of 899 amino acids.